This is a messenger RNA of Dissoconium aciculare CBS 342.82, 786 nucleotides long. RefSeq lists its product as uncharacterized. Gene Ontology annotation, biological process: intracellular protein transport; retrograde transport, endosome to Golgi. Bases 1 to 786 code for a protein of 261 amino acids. The transcript has 2 exons. The record is from RefSeq and is a predicted model, not a curated record. Gene Ontology annotation, cellular component: retromer complex; endosome. Lineage: Eukaryota; Fungi; Ascomycota; Dothideomycetes; Mycosphaerellales; Dissoconiaceae.
AUGUCUUCACGACUUGUGCUUGUCGCUGGCGACUUUCACAUUCCCGACCGAGCCAUUGACAUUCCCGCCAAAUUCAAAAAACUCCUCACACCCGGCAAAAUCGGCCAAGUCCUCUGUUUAGGCAACCUGACCUCUCCCUCCGUCUACACCUUCCUGCGCUCGCUCGCCCCAGACCUGCAACUCGUCAAAGGCGACCUCGACCUCCCAAUCCACAGCAUCACCGGCAGCAAUCCCGGCGCCAACAACCACUCCGCCGAUCCCACCUUACCACCACCAGCAGCAGCAGCAGCCGCCGCAGCCUCGAGCUACCCAAUCCCCACCGCCCUCAGCAAAGUCAUCACCCACGGCAGCUUGCGAAUAGGUUUCACGCACGGCGACACGAUCCUGCCGCCCGGCGACCCGGACGCCCUACUCAUCGCCGCGCGACAGAUGGACGUGGACGUGCUGUGCUGGGGCGGCACAUGUCGCUUCGAAGCGUACGAGAUGGAAGGCAAAUUCUUCAUCAACCCGGGCUCGGCGACGGGCGCGCCCAGCUGGGCCGACGGCGAGGAGAGAUUGAACGCGGAUUCUGGAGCCGGUGAGGACGAGGAGGAUGGGGAUCCGGACCGCACGAUCCCGAGUUUCGUCCUCAUGGAUGUGCAGGGGGAGGUAUUGGUUCUGUACGUUUAUCAGUUGAAGAGGGAUGCGGCGGGGAAUGAGAAUGUCGGUGUUGAGAAGGUUUCUUUCAGGAAGAAUAACGCUGCUGCUGGUGUUGCUACUGCUGCCGCGGGAGACGCGAGUAGAUGA